Molecule: messenger RNA, 402 nt
Organism: Anopheles darlingi
Lineage: Eukaryota; Metazoa; Arthropoda; Insecta; Diptera; Culicidae
Product: dolichyl-diphosphooligosaccharide--protein glycosyltransferase subunit 4
Exons: 3
Coding region: 123-257 (44 amino acids)
Cellular component (GO): oligosaccharyltransferase complex
Source: RefSeq, a predicted model, not a curated record
GUGUGUGGUACAGGGUGACGUCUGUCAAUGUUGUCAAAAGCUGUUUACAAAAAGCAGGGGUGAAAAGUUUUCCCAAGUUUUUCAUAAAAAUCCCGUGAAAACGCUCGUAUCCAACAACAACCAUGAUUUCGGACGUUCAGUUGGCCGUUUUCUGCAACGUGCUGGGAGUGUUUCUGUUCCUGCUAGUAGUCGGCUAUCACUACAUCAACACCAACAUGACCAGCACCCGAGGCGGACAGGGUCCGAGGCACAAGUGAAGCACAGGCUAGUGCGGGACCCGAGAACAAAUUGCAUCAAUUUAAAGGCCCUCAACAAGUCUGUGCAACGGAAAACAAGGGAAAAGAUGGCAUUUCUCAAGGUGAUGAAGAAUAAAUAAACCUCUCUUCAAUACCCAAGUCGGGC